AUGAAUACCUCACCAAAUGGCUCCCUGCACACCCUCCUGCUCCUCUCAGACUCCGCACUCCCCCUCGGCUCUUUCGCCUUCAGCAGCGGCCUAGAAUCCUUCCUUGGCCACCACAAAUACUCUAACUCCACUUUCAAAUCGCAAGCCUUUGAUGGAUUCCUGGAAGACUCCAUCGCCAACGUGGCCAGUACGGCCCUUCCGUACGUACUGACUGGCUACGCGGAGCCAGAGAGACUUGAGGACCUCGACAACGACUUCGAUGCCAGUACGCCUUGCACCGUGGCGAGGAGAGCAAGUGUAGGGCAGGGGAGAGCGCUGCUUGCGGUGUGGGAGAAGGCGCUGUCUUGGUCUUCUGUAUCGACUGGACAAGCGCGAGACGCGGCCGCUUUGGUGUCGGGUUUUGCUACGAAGGUGAAGACGUCCAAGCCAGAUGCCUUUGGACUGAGUUUGAACGCGCACUUCGCUCCGCUGUUUGGAGCUGUGUGUACUGCUCUGGGGCUAUCUGCACACGAUGCCGCUUACCUUUUCUUGCUGAACCACGCAAAAGCAGUGCUUUCGGCUGCUGUGCGUGCCAGUGUCUUCGGACCCUACCAGUCUCAGGCCACGCUUGCGAGCGCAAGACUACAGGGUUGGGUCAACGAUGCGGUAGAGCGAGAGAGUGAUCGAAAGGCUCAUGAGGCCGCGGUAACAACACCGGUAAUGGACCUGUGGAUGGGUAGGCAUGAAUUGCUGUACUCGAGGAUCUUCAAUUCAUAA
This is a messenger RNA of Saxophila tyrrhenica, 756 nucleotides long. RefSeq lists its product as uncharacterized. The transcript has a single exon. Gene Ontology annotation, molecular function: nickel cation binding. The coding region runs from base 1 to 756 and encodes 251 amino acids. NCBI's taxonomy places the organism in Eukaryota, Fungi, Ascomycota, Dothideomycetes, Mycosphaerellales, Extremaceae. The record is from RefSeq and is a predicted model, not a curated record.